CACCCCCCCUUCGUUCUCCCCAUACCCGCACGCGCCGACUCUUUAUAACGGGACAGGAGUGAGCGCGAGACGCACGCAAUCUGAACCUGCAGCGCUCGAGCCCAGAGGAUAACAGAACACGCUCGCGAGGAAUCUUGAAGAUGGAGAUGUACCAGGCUGGUUAUUACACGGAGGACUUCAGGACUCAGGAGGUUCCUGUGGGAUUUGAUUUCAGUGCAUAUGACUACAAUGGUGAAGACCUGUCCUUUUUGUUAGACAGCAAAGGACCGGGCCAGUCGCAGUACACGGACACGUACGCAGAACCGCACAAGGAGCACGUCAACGCAUCCAAAGUUCACGUCACUGAUUCUGGAUUAUUCAAUCUGGACACUUUCCCAGAGUUUAGCAGCUGGACAUCGUACACUAACGUUCCGGACAGUAUGGUGAUGGACAGACAGACAGGAGGUUUUCAGGAUUCAGCCACUCAGACGUAUCAGAGUCUGUUUCCGCCGUGUCCGUCGUCCCAGAGCGGCCCGUUCGGCUCGGCCGUGGACGCCAGUGGACUUUACCAACCCGCCAAAGAGCUCAAUCACAGAGCGGCGUCUGGUUUAGAGCACGCAGGUGAUGCAGAGAGGAGCUACGGUUUAUACGAGACGGAAACGCAAAGCAAAGCCGUACCGUACUGGACGGAUUACUCCUCAUCCGCUUACUGCAGCCAGCUGCUCGUUCAUCCUCCGUCAUCCUCGUCUCCGGCUCCUCUCACCUCCGAGGUGUUUUCUCCUCGGGUGGUGAAGAGACGCACCACGACGUCUCACAGAUUAGACCGAGAUGGCGAGGUGUCUCCGGGGAUGUCCGCUUAUCCAGGAUCAGGACCAAUUCAGCUGUGGCAGUUCCUCCUGGAGCUUCUCUUAGACUCGGCAUGUCACACCUUCAUCAGCUGGACCGGUGACGGUUGGGAAUUCAAAAUGUCAGACCCAGCGGAGGUGGCUAAACGAUGGGGUCAGUGCAAGAACAAACCAAAAAUGAACUACGAGAAGCUGAGCCGCGGCCUGCGCUACUACUACCACAAGAACAUCAUCCACAAAACGGCCGGCAAGCGCUACGUCUACCGAUUCGUCUGUGACGUGCAGAGUAUGCUCGGGAAAAGCGCUCAGGAAGUUCUGGCCAGUAUGAACAUCUCACCGGUGAACGCAGGUUCGCAGACACCGGCGAAGUCCGAGGAGACGGCAGACGUCUGGCAACAUUAGUGUACGAGGAGGCGUUCCAAGAUACGUCCACGUUUUAACACGUCCUCAUCGACUUGUUCUGGAAGUGACCUGUGAGCAAUCGCAGCACAAGUAGAUGAGGUUUUGAUGCUAACUUGCUAGCUCGGGGAGUAGGUAGUGCGCUAAUUAGAUCAGUACUUCAUUGCUCACACUUAUACAUGCCUUCGUCCACCGGUUUUUGGAGCGUAAACUGCAGCUUUGCCUUCUGGAUCAUUCUGAUGUAAAAGAACAGAUCUGAAGACGGGCAAGUGGACAAGGGGGAGACAAAAACAGUAUUGGAACACAGCCUUAUUUAAGGACUCAUUUUUCAGCACAGUUUUCUCUCUUCCGAACGGAGGACUUUAAUCUGUGGGCGGUGGGUCGCUAUGGAGACGUCUGUUUCCACUAUAAAGUGAAGAAAUAAUCAUUUUGAACUUUGUAUUUGCUCUUUUUACUCGGACUCUACAAAGACAUAAACUGGGAUGUUUGUGUGUCCAUUGAACCCGCGUCCUUCAGUAAUCGAUGCAAUUUGCCAUCUUUCAAAACAUAUCUACUCUGUGUAUGUAUAUAUAUAUAUAUUUUAAUGUGGUUAGCUACCUCUUUUAAGCAUCAAAACACCAACAAAUGAUGUACUUUGAAUAAUUUGUGUGAUUAAUUUGUGUCGCCAUCAGAUUGUGAAUUAGUGUAAAUAAAUUGUUAUAUAAAAGCAUUUUUUUUGUUUAUGUUUUCAUUCAUUAAGUCUUGACCUUUGAACUUUUGAAAAUUAAAAAAAAAUAAAAAUUUGUAGGUCCACAAAUUGAAAGAGAGGUGUUUAAUAGUUAAUUAGCUUUUUUUUAAAGGAAAAAAAAAUGCAUUAGCUUAUAAUAUUUGCAUAUCUUUAUUAAACAAUACAUUUUUUUAAAUGUCUUGAAAACUGACACCGUGUCACGCAUGGCACUUCAGCAAAGCACGAGAUUGAGCGAGUUUAGUCGCAUCGCGCUCUGGGACUCUGAGACCAUCGUUUGCACCCACGUCUUCACUACCUCUGUACCAGAUUAAUAUGACGUCGAACACAACUGAAAACUAAAACACUAAAAAGUGAGUAAGAAAGGUAGUUUUGUUUUCAGGUCCUAACAGUGAAACCUGACCUUUAUCAUGUCUAUCUGAGACCGCAGGAAUGAAGGCUGCUCCUAACGAACAACAACUGACUCAGAGCUAAUACUUUACUAUCUUGGAUGUUGGAUGAGUCAACAGGCCACUGUUGUCAUAGCAACUUACCCUGUGUUAGGCUACCACUUCUUAUUUUCACUUAAUUUACAUCAACAAGUGUCAAAAAGUAAACAAAUUGAAACCCAGUUAAUUAGCAUGAAUUAAUUACCAUGGUUUUAGGUCUGUUUCACCUCUUCUGCUUUUUUAUUCUUGCCUUUUCCGCCGCAGAUUCAUUUGAAUGCUUCAUGAUCGCAUUAGGUAUCAGGCCCCACAAGUGAGAAAAGCCCUGUUGGAGGUAAAGGAAAAGUCAACAGAUCCUGCCAUAAAAAAAAAUCUUUAGCAGAGGAAAUCGGAUCCUUUCGUUUUUUCUAUCUGCUCAGUUGUCUGGUAUGACAUACCAUCCUCAAUAGCAUUGAAAAUGUGAGUAAGAUGAUGCAGUAUAGGUAUAUAGUGUCUAUUGUAUUUAUAUAGUGUCUAUAGUAUUUGGUAUUUAUUUUACGUACAUGUUGGCAUGGAAAAAAAAAGGAGUGGCUCUUAAUUUCCUUGUACAUGUGUAUAGUGACAAUAAAGGCAUUCAUUUAUUCAUUCAUUCAGUCUGUUUCUGUGAAGCUGGACAUAGCAGUGGACCUGCUUGGCAAAACAAAACCUUUCCUGGCUGACUCCUGAGAUAACAGCUCAAACUUUAAAAAGAGAGAUGUGUGAAGAAAUGUCCACGGUUAAAUAUGGAGGUGGAUCUUUAAUGUUUUGGGCUGUUUUUCUGACAGAGGACCUGGACAUUUUGUUAGGAUACAUGGCAUCAUGGACUCACAAAUAUCAACAGAUAUUAAAUGAAAACCUGACUCCCUCUGACAGAAAGAUUCAAAUGGGCCGUGGUUGGAUCUUCCAGCAGGACAAUGAACCAAAACAUCAUCAAAAUCAACACAGAAAUGGUUUACUGACCACUAAAUCAAGGUCCUGCCCUGACCAUCCCAGUCCCCUGACCCGAACCCCAUAGAAAACCUGUGGGGUGAACUGAAGAGGAGAGUCCACCAGCGUGGACCUGAAAUGUGAAGGAUCUGGAGAGAUUCUGUAUGGAGGAACGCUCUCAGAUCCCUCGCCAUGUAUUCUCCAACCUCAUCAGGCGUUAUAGGAGAAGACUCAGAGCUGUUAUCUUGCCAAAGGGAGCUAGCACAAAGUACUGACUAAAAGGGUGCCAAUAAUUGUUGCACUCCUAUAUAACAAAGUUUUUUUUAUUUUUAUUUAUUUUAGAUAACCCUGUUUGUUGCUUGCAAUUGUUUGAUAUCCAUGAGCGCAGAGUAUUUUUGUGAUUUCUUUUAAACAAAGGAUCAAAAGGUUCAACAAUAAAGACAAUUUUUCACAGCCAUCUUUGCUCAUAUUUACCAAGGGUGCCAAUAUUAAUGGAGGACGCUGUAUAUAACUCAACAGUUUACUGCUGUAAGGGUUGAACACCUGUAUCUGGUUCCAGGAAGGAGGAACAGAAGUAGCAGUAGAAGGUUUGCUGGCUCUACAGGUUUUUCCUCUGGUGCGUGUUCACAGAUACACCCAGCACCAGUCCACAUCCUUACUAUUGUUAUUCUUUUGCGUUACUUGACGGGUUAAUCGGUGGUGCAAUAUUUUUAAACGUUCACUGAUAAUCUAAGAGUUUACUGACGGGUGAAACGAGGGGAGUUGUUCCAGUACUGUCAGUACUUCAGUCCUCUGUCAGUAUUUAUCCGGAGAGGAACAGCGCGCGCUUCGGGUUCUGCAAUCCAGCUGCAGAUCUAGAACACAAUGUCAGGGAUCCCGUAUGUUCUCGAUCAGAAGGAUGAGGUGGAUGAGACGAUGGGUGUGAAUCGGCUGUGUGGUGCCAUCUUUAUUGAUCAGCAUAAAGACAUUCUUAUACAGAGAGCCUGCACUGUGGUCACCAUACUGGACAAACUCCUGAGUGUGGAAGUCAUCAAUAAUGAGCAGUACCACGACAUCAUAAAUGAGAAAACAGAUAAUAAACAGAUGAGGGCUUUACUUAUGGGGCCGAUCAGAGCCAGUGGUGAUCCAGGAAAACAGAUUCUGUUCAAGACGCUGAAGGAACAGCAGCCGUUGAUGAUGAAGGACCUCGGAGUUGCUUAAAGAAUUUAUGGAUUAAAGAAUUUAAGAACCUGUCGCAUUGCGUUUGUGGUGCUCAAUGCGAUAAGUUUACCUCAUAUUAAUCAAUCUGUACGACAAAUGGUUUGAGUUACUCUGUUCUGAAUGAUUACAUUUACACACAGCCCAAUAAUCUGUUCAAUAGAAAAUUUAAGUUCUUAGAAAUUGGACGCUGUAUUCAGAAGAUAAAGGUCUUGGAGUACACACAUGCAAUGGCCUCAAAUUUUGUAUUUUUUAUAACUAGAUUAAUGAAUCUUGACACAACAACAACAUCAAUCCGACCGAGCAGGACUGAGUUUCCCACAUCGACCCACCAUCCUGAGCCACCGAGCUGAACCCAGCGCUUUUACAGUGUGAUAUUACUGUGUGUUACUGUGUGUUACUGUGUGUUAUUGUGUGUUACUGUGUGUUACUGUGUGUUACUGUGUGUUACUGUGUUACUGUGUGUUACUGUGUGUUACUGUGUGUUACUGUGUUAUUGUGUGUUACUGUGUGUUACUGUGUGUUACUGUGUGUUACUGUGUUAUUGUGUGUUACUGUGUGUUACUGUGUGUUACUGUGUGUUAUUGUGUGUUACUGUGUGUUACUGUGUGUUAUUGUGUGUUACUAUGUGUUAAAUGUCAUGUUGUUUGGACAGAGUUUUUUUUUUUUUUCUGAUCAACUACAUCAUUUCUUUCAUCGGGUGAAUAUUUUUAAUAAACCAGCAUUUCUGUGA
Molecule: messenger RNA, 5247 nt
Organism: Ictalurus punctatus (channel catfish)
Lineage: Eukaryota; Metazoa; Chordata; Actinopteri; Siluriformes; Ictaluridae
Gene: etsrp
Product: ETS1-related protein
Exons: 11
Coding region: 141-1226 (361 amino acids)
Biological process (GO): regulation of transcription by RNA polymerase II; cell differentiation
Cellular component (GO): nucleus
Molecular function (GO): DNA-binding transcription factor activity, RNA polymerase II-specific; sequence-specific DNA binding
Source: RefSeq, a predicted model, not a curated record